AUGGGUCUCUUCAACGCUGCGCUCCUCGCCUCGGGCUUGGUCGCUUCCGUCCAGGCUGGCAGCGUCCACGCUGCCCACGCCAACUUGCACAAGAAGCAUGUCGACUACCAUGCCAAGCCAUCCGAGGCCGUCAACUCGACUUCGGCCUGCGUUGCCUCCUACUCCACCUACACGACGACCUGGUACGGCGAGCCCACCAUUGUGUGGCCCGUAGUUCCAUCGUCAACCUCGGAAUCUUCCACUUCCACCACCCACGCUGCUCCCACCACCACGAGCAGUGUUGCGCCUCCCCCUGUCUACUCGACAUCGACUUCCUCGGAGAAGAAGGAGGUCAAGCCCAGCACCUACGCCGCGCCCUCUUCAUCCUCAAAGAAGGAGGCCAAKCCCAGCACCUAUGCUGCUCCAUCUCCAACAACAUACGCUGCGGUGCCAGCUCCCUCUACCAAGGCCAAGUCACUGCUUGACAACGUCGUUGAUGCCGUCAAGGACAUUACCAGCUAUGCCGGAAUCAAGCCCAAUGGCGACCAGUGGGCCAUGACCUACACCCCUUACGCUCAAGAUGGUUCUUGCAAGUCCGCCGGUGCCGUUCUGAAGGACAUCCAGGCCAUCAAGUCCAAGGGCUUCACCACUGUCCGCAUCUACGCGACGGACUGCUCUGGUCCACAGAAUGUCGGUGCUGCUUGCGAGGCCGAGGGCCUCAAGAUGAUCCUCGGUGUGUACAUUGACGAGAAGGGCAUCUGCGAGGACACCCACGAGCAGAUCAACACUCUCACCACCUGGGGCAAGGACAAGUGGAGCAUGGUUGAGAUGGUCGUUGCCGGAAACGAGGCCGUCUUUGCUGGAUUCACCACCGCAUCCGCUUUGGCUGCUCUUAUCACCGAGAUGAGGUCCAAGUUCAAGGCUGCUGGUUACACCGGUCCCAUCACCACUACCGACACUGUCGCCGUCAUCAUUGAGAACGCCGAUACUCUCUGCCCAGUCAUUGACGUUGUCGCUGCCAACAUCCACCCCUUCUUCAACGGUGGUUUCUCCGCCUCCGGCUCCGGUGACUUUGUUGUCAGCGAGAUGGCAUCUCUCUCCAAGGCUUGCAAUGGAAUGGAGGCCUACAACCUCGAGACCGGCUGGCCUUCGGCUGGUAACGCCAACGGUCAGGCCAUUCCUGGCUACUCCCAGCAGAAGGCUGCCAUCGACUCCAUUGUCUCCAAGGCCGGCUCCAAGUCUGCCAUCUUCUCCUUUGAGGACGACACCUGGAAGGCUCCAGGUGACCUCGGUGUUGAGCAGUUCUGGGGAUGCGCUUCCUUGUUCGCGGGCAAGGAUUGA
Molecule: messenger RNA, 1320 nt
Organism: Ramularia collo-cygni
Lineage: Eukaryota; Fungi; Ascomycota; Dothideomycetes; Mycosphaerellales; Mycosphaerellaceae
Exons: 1
Coding region: 1-1320 (439 amino acids)
Biological process (GO): cell wall organization
Cellular component (GO): extracellular region; fungal-type cell wall; cell surface
Molecular function (GO): 1,3-beta-glucanosyltransferase activity; glucan endo-1,3-beta-D-glucosidase activity
Source: RefSeq, a predicted model, not a curated record